Messenger RNA from Dentiscutata erythropus, 253 nucleotides. The record is from the annotation of a GenBank genome assembly. Lineage: Eukaryota; Fungi; Glomeromycota; Glomeromycetes; Diversisporales; Gigasporaceae.
AGUUGGAAUCUUGAAGUUAACUUUUGUGAAUCAAGCAGAAUAAGAUUUUCUUUCUUGCUUGAAAAGUUAAACACAAUUAGAAUAAGUGAAUAUUGGGUAUUUAGUGGUAAGUAUUCAAGUGCAGAGCAUCAUCCUUAUGAUCAAGAACUUGAGGACAUUCCUAGUAGAACUCCUAAAGUUCAACUAUUGUUACUAUAUGUGGAAAGUGAAUUAGGUUGGAGAGGAGAUUUUGAGUUUAGAAUUAGGGAAUUUG